This is a messenger RNA of Kwoniella shivajii, 618 nucleotides long. RefSeq lists its product as uncharacterized. The transcript has 5 exons. Bases 1 to 618 code for a protein of 205 amino acids. Lineage: Eukaryota; Fungi; Basidiomycota; Tremellomycetes; Tremellales; Cryptococcaceae. The record is from RefSeq and is a predicted model, not a curated record.
AUGGGAGGUGUAUCAUCUGCUCUUGAUCCAGCCAGAGGCAGAGGGAUCUCAGUCCCGGACGGCUACAAAACACCUUCUUUCCCUUCCUUAUAUAUACCGACGAUACAUAGCACGAUUUCACAAAGGGGCGUUUUCUUAUAUGAGGCAGAGGCAAUAUGGCAUUUCACACUUUAUUGGACAUUGAUUUUAAUCGGAUCAUUAUUUCUCAUUUGUUCAAUCUUAGCAUCAACGACGAUCUUACUCAAUAUAACCAAAUAUCGAGAUAAACCACCUGACCCUCCCAACAAGCUCUCCAAUGGGAAUCAAACUGGUAAUGGGAAUACCAAUAUUCAGAUACAUUCAUCAAAUAAAUCAAAUAACAUCUUGGAGCAGAUUAAAAAGAGAAAAAGGAAAAGCAAAAAACCACCUUUAUGGCCAAUAUUCAUUUUACCUAUGAUAGUAUGUCUUUUAGCAUCUACAAUUAGUCUUAUAUCAGGAACCGUGGUUGGAUUCGCUUUAGCUGCUAUUUAUUCUGCCGGUGGAUUUAGUAUGUCAACAUGGGUUCCAUUUCUUUGGGCACUGAUUCAAGCUCUUGUUCUGGUUAUAUCGAGUUACUCCACUCUCACAUCAAUCUUAUAA